AUGCCAAAAGAGCAUAGCGUUCCCAGGGAUAUGCCAAGGGAUAUGGAUCUGAAGCCCACGUACAGCAGCAAUGAGCCUAUCAAGAAAGUUUUCAGUGUCGACGAUGGCAUAAACGAGAUCGAGCGCGAUAUCCGAUUUCUGGAGGGGCUUCAAGAGGGCUUGAAAUUCGCAACCUCGAGCAAAAAAAAUCCCCAUAACACGGGCACCCCUACCUCUGGGAGGCCGACUUCUCUGAGACAUAAACACUCAACGGCGACAAAUUUGGGUGAAAGUGACCACGGUGGCGAUUCCGUGACAACGGAGGAUCCGGAAGAUCAAAAUUCCUUAGCAUCCGUCGAAUCUUACACGCUGAGAGACAAACAAGACGCCAUUAAUGAAACUCAUCCCUUUGGUAUAAGGAUAUGGAAGCCGGCGUUGUACAAGAAACAUCGGUCGGUGCAGAAAGCUGCGGCCCAAGACAUUCAUGAAACCAAGUACAAAAACAUCGACUGGAAAGUGCAUGCGUCCAAUGUCGUUUGGUCUCUACUCAUCGGAGUCCCGCUUUUCUGCUUUCUUUCGUUCUGUGCCCUUUUGGUCGUGGUUUUCGGGCUGUUCACUGUUCAUUCUCUCGAAUACGGGCUUGUGUUAGUCAAACUUGGUCGCUAUUUGAUCUGGCCCUUUGGCAAGGUCGUCAUGCUUGUGAACGACCAGCAGUAUCUGCACGAGGACCGAAACGAGGGUAUUUCAGUCCAACAAUUUUACAGCUGGGUCACAAGUUACAGCAAUAAGCUUUUCUACCACAGACCCCACUCCUUGCAUCGCUCGUACGGUGCUGUUGACAACGAACAGCAAAGGCGGCUUUUCGGUCGCGGGAAAUGGUCACUCGGUCGACUAGCUUUUUAUUUUAUUCUCUAUCUUCUCGUCCAGCCCGUGCUUCUGACAUUGGCAAUUCUGUCAUUUUUAGGAGUCUUUACCAUUCCCAUGAGUAGCAUCCUAUGGAACUUGAUGUACCACUGUCGUCGUCAUCCUCUGGCUUUGGAAUUCAAGCAACUAUCGCAGACACCAUGCGAUGCCACCGACAAGGCUGUUCUUCUUUGCACCUUCCGUUGCGCAGGUUUGCAUUAUUAUAAAUUCACCGUUGACGGUACUAAUGUCAUAGUCAUGAACUUAUUGGCGGUUGUCGUUUUCACCAUUGUUGAUUUCUAUCUGCUACAGUCCUUCUUCAAGAUAAGUGAGAGCGCGAUUUUUUGCUUGUGCCUACUUUCUAUCAUCCCACUUGCAUUUUACAUUGGCCAGGCGGUUGCGUCCAUUUCGGCACAAACGUCAAUGGGUCUCGGUGCUGUUAUAAACGCAUUUUUUUCUACUAUAGUUGAGAUCUUUUUAUACUGCGUGGCAUUGAGACAAGGGAAAGGUCUUCUUGUGGAAGGUUCCAUGAUAGGCUCCAUUAUGGGCGCGGUUUUACUUUUGCCCGGACUUUCGAUGUGUGGUGGAGCACUGAACCGUAAGACUCAGCGCUAUAAUCCAGCAAGUGCUGGUGUAUCAUCGGCCAUGCUUAUAUUUUCCAUGAUGGUAAUGUUUAUUCCUACCGUCAUUUAUCAAUUAUAUGGUGGAUACAUCAUGGAAUGCACAGAUCUCAAAGGAAACAAGAAACAGCAAUGCUAUUUCAGGCAACCACCUUUAAAAGUUAAUCAACUCUUCACGAAUGUCAUUAAGCCUAUGUCGAUUUUCUGUGCUGUGAUACUUUUCUUUGCCUACAUUAUGGGCUUAUGGUUUACAUUACGCACUCAUGCGGCCAUGAUCUGGCAGAUUCCAGAGAAACAAGCUAUCUCGGGCACUCAGUCUACCGAGCUUCCCGAAGAAGGAGAACAAGCAGGAGGCCACGAUGCCCCUAAUUGGACAAGAAAUAAGUCCGCCAUAAUACUGCUCGUCGCCACUUUGCUUUACGCAAUAAUAGCAGAAAUCCUGGUAGAUUGCGUUGAUAACGUCCUAAAGCAAUUCCCGUCGCUUAAUCCUAAGUUCUUGGGUCUCACGAUUUUUGCGCUUGUUCCAAAUACAACGGAAUUUCUCAAUGCCAUCUCAUUCGCAAUGCACGGCAAUGUCGCGUUAUCAAUGGAAAUUGGUAGCGCGUACGCUUUGCAGGUGUGUCUUCUUCAGGUUCCGGCCUUGGUGCUCUUUUCUAUGCUUUACUACAGCCAUGAAGCGUCAGAGUUAAUUAGCAUCAGGGACCAAAUGUUUUCUAUGGUUUUCCCCAGUUGGGACAUGCUAGCGUGCAUGUUGAGCGUGUUUCUGUUCACCUACCUCUACGCCGAGGGUAAAUCCAAUUAUUUCAAAGGUUCUAUUCUCAUGCUCUUGUACACGGUUCUGACAUUUGGCUUUUUUCUGCAAGGGUCCAUGGAACUGAGUACCAAGACUCCAUAG
Molecule: messenger RNA, 2397 nt
Organism: Lachancea mirantina
Lineage: Eukaryota; Fungi; Ascomycota; Saccharomycetes; Saccharomycetales; Saccharomycetaceae
Source: the annotation of a GenBank genome assembly